AUGCCAAUCUCUCGUUAUUUAGUUUACAUUUACACUUCUAUCUAUCUAUCUAUCUAUCUAUCUAUCUAUCUAUCUAUCUAUCUAUCUAUAAUGAAUCUCUCUCUCUCUCUCUCUCUCUCUCUCUCUCUCUCUCUCUCCAGCUUUGAUAGAGUUCAAAAGCGUCUCCGAGACCUUUGUGAACCUCUAUCAUACAUAUUUAUUUCCACGAUAUCUUGUUUAUCGCUUGAAUUGUUGUUCAAUUUUUAUUCCCGUCCCUUCCCAACACACAUUUUCCUACCUUCGUUCCCUUCCUUCUUUUUUUCCAUUUCCUUCCCAAAACACAUUUUCCUACGUUCGUUUUCCUUAUAUUUUUCUUCCUUCCCCUUUCCCACACACAUUUUCUUAUGUUCAUUUUCUUUCUUUUCUUUUCUUUCCUUCCUUCACACAUUUUACUACGUUCAUUUUUUACUUCUUCUUUUCUUCCUUUCCUUUGACACAGAUUUUCUUUUCUUUCUUCUUUUCUUCCUUUUCCUUCCCGACACAUUUGUCCUAUGUUCGUUUUCUUUUCUUCUUUUUUCCUUUUCCUUCCCGACACACAUUGUCCUAUGUUCGUUUUUUCUUCUUUUUUCCUUUUCCUUCCCGACACAUUUGUCCUAUGUUCGUUUUUUCUACUUUUCUUCUUUUCCUUCCAUUGUCCUAUGUUCGUUUUCUUUCUUCUUUUCUUCCUUUUCCUUCCCGACACACAUUGUCCUAUGUUCGUUUUCUUUCUUCUUUUCUUCCUUUUCCUUCCCGACACACAUUGUCCUAUGUUCGUUUUCUUUCUUCUUUUCUUCCUUUUCCUUCCGACACACAUUUCCUUCGUUUUCUUUCUUCUUUUCUUCCUUUUUCCUUCCCGACACACAUUGUCCUAUGUUCGUUUUCUUUCUUCUUUUCUUCCUUUUCCUUCCCGACACAUUGUCCUAUGUUCGUUUUCUUUUUCUUUUUUCUUUUCCUUCCCGACACACAUUUCCUAUUUCGUUUUCUUUCUUCUUUUCUUCCUUUUCCUUCCCGACACACAUUGUCCUAUGUUCGUUUUCUUUCUUCUUUUCUUCCUUUUCCUUCCCGACACACAUUGUCCUAUGUUCGUUUUCUUUCUUCUUUUCUUCCUUUUCCUUCCCGACACACAUUGUCCUAUGUUCGUUUUCUUUCUUCUUUUCUUCCUUUUCCUUCCAGACACACAUUGUCCUAUGUUCGUUUUCCUUCUUCUUUUCUUUUUUCCAACCAUUCAGAAAGACUUUCCUUUAUUUCAACUUUAUCCUUCUACCUUUUAUACUAACAAUUUUUCAAAUAAUAUUCUUCAGAAUCCCUUUUACUUUCAUUCCUUUUGCUUUGCUUCCACCGGAGUUAUUAAUGAACCUACACGUAUCUAUCUAUCUAUCUAUCUAUCUAUCUAUCUAUCUAUCUAUCUAUCUAUCUUCAAAGCAUAUCCACACAUGCGCACACACAUAA
This is a messenger RNA of Acanthosepion pharaonis, 1467 nucleotides long. The record is from the annotation of a GenBank genome assembly. Lineage: Eukaryota; Metazoa; Mollusca; Cephalopoda; Sepiida; Sepiidae.